Molecule: messenger RNA, 2007 nt
Organism: Gasterosteus aculeatus aculeatus (three-spined stickleback)
Lineage: Eukaryota; Metazoa; Chordata; Actinopteri; Perciformes; Gasterosteidae
Source: RefSeq, a predicted model, not a curated record
AUGGCAGCGGUAGACCAGAAACGCCCGUGUUCUGAGAGGUUCCGAGAGGUUCUGAGAGAGCUGGAUACCCUGGAGGUACCUCCUCUCACCCCGACCAGUAAAGAGGUCCUCAGCCAGGCGGUGAAGGCCAGUUUUGCUGGAUUUGCCCAGGAGAGAAUCAACCAUCACUUCCCAAAGGAUCCUACCUUGUGGUCUGAGUGGGAGGUGAACUACUGGCUGGACUGGUGCCAAAAUGAGUUUGGUCUCCACUGCCUGGGUUCAGACCUGAGAGGCCUGCAGGGCAGUGCGCUGUGUGGCCUGGAAAGAGAUGCUUUCCUGAGCCUCAUGUCUGACUGCACCGCAGGAGAGAUCUUGUGGGAGCAUCUGGAGACCAUGAGGAGAGAGGAUGAAUAUGACUCGACUAUACCAUCUUACUGCCAGCUUCUAAUCAACAAAGACUUUGCUCAGGAACAUACAGACAAACACAGUUACCAUGUUCAGUAUUAUCCUACUGAGAGGACGGACCUUCUCACUCUGCAUCCUGUGACGGUUGAACAUCAGGACUACUAUCUGAUAAAGACAGAAGAUCCCAGUAGGAACAUGGCCGCUGCUGCUCCGCAGCAUGAAUCAGGGGCCAGAGAGACGGACUCAGAAGCAGACAUAGCGCACAGUGACGACACAGAGAUUGUGGGCUCUUUAUCCUGGACCGCUCCCCUCCAGGAUCUAGAGCAAAUGACGGAGGAGACCAUGUCUGGGGACGUCUUUACCUUACCACUCCAACACAAGAGCUUCAGAGAAUACGUUGGCAACAAAACAGAUCUGGGCAGCGCCGUGAUACCAGCAGCUAUCCUUGCUGGAUACACUGGAAGUGGUCCUAUUCAACUGUGGCAGUUUCUGCUAGAACUUCUCACAGACCGCAGCUGUCAGUCAUGUAUCAGCUGGACAGGAGAUGGGUGGGAAUUCAAGCUGACGGAUCCUGACGAGGUGGCCCUGCUGUGGGGUCAGAGGAAGAACAAACCCAAGAUGAACUACGAGAAGCUGAGUCGUGGCCUGCGAUACUACUACGACAAGAACAUCAUCCGCAAGACGGCUGGCAAACGCUACGUCUACCGCUUUGUCUGCAACCUGCAAGGCCUGCUGGGAUAUGAGCCCGAGGAGCUUCACGCCAUGUUGGACAUUGGUAACAAGAAUCGCUAGCGAACUCAACAGUAGCAACAAAGGGACACUUUUUAUAUGGGAUUCUUCAGUUCAUAACUUUUUAUCGGUUUCCUUUUGUUCAUGUAAAUCAGAGGCUUAGAGGAUGAUACAUCCUGUGUGUGUGGGUGUGGGUGGAUGUGGACAGUUUGCUCUUAAUACUGUAUAAGUUUUGAGUCUUAAUAGAUGAAUGGUAGCACUUUAUCUUGAUUGUAAUUACAGUCAAACAAUAAGACAAGCACAUAAAGCCACGUCAUUUACUCCUCUGAGAAUACAUACGACUGGUGGAGUUGGUUUCCCAAUAUACAACCAACAAUAUAAGCCACCAGUUAUUUCCAGUGAGAAACUAAUAGUGAGAGAAUACCGUGUUUUUAACGGAGAUCAUGUGUGGCCGGACUAAUGGAACCUAAUUGAUGUAUUCACGCUCGCUCAGCCUUUCACUUCACCUCGGAUGAGAAGUAGGCUGUGUGUGUGGGUGACUAGAAUAGGCGGCUCCUGCAGCGAAAUCAAGCGCCCAGAUCUAACAUCUCCCACCUCAUAAGGCUUGUUUAUGGAUUUAUUGCCCUCUCAAUUCCUGGUACACCAGGGGAUCCAUUUCUGCUUCUGUUGAUUUAAGCAUGAAUCUUUUCAGUCGGACCCUGCAAAGCAUGUUUAUGGUGUAUUCUCACAUAAGUAGAACAGACAAUUUGUGAUAGAACGUGUCUGUUGAGGUUAUGUUAGUGUGAUGCAAAAUAGAAAGCUUUUCCUCUACUUAUGUAUCAGUAUUUUCUUUUUUCUUUGUUUCAGCCCCAGUAUAAUGGAAUAAUUGGAAUUUAUACUAUAGAUCAGGGGUCA